Aspergillus terreus NIH2624 is the source of this 2610-nucleotide messenger RNA. RefSeq names its product nitrate reductase NiaD (gene niaD). Gene Ontology annotation, biological process: nitrate assimilation; nitric oxide biosynthetic process. The transcript is spliced from 7 exons. Gene Ontology annotation, molecular function: heme binding; nitrate reductase (NADPH) activity; molybdenum ion binding. The record is from RefSeq and is a predicted model, not a curated record. Bases 1 to 2610 code for a protein of 869 amino acids. Lineage: Eukaryota; Fungi; Ascomycota; Eurotiomycetes; Eurotiales; Aspergillaceae.
AUGGCCACCAUCACCAAAGUUCGGACGAAAUCUCUCGUCGCUGCAGACCUUCCUCGCAAACCGCCCCUGAUCAAGGUCGAGGAGGAAGAAGACAUUGCCGCUGCCAAACAAGCCAAUCUACCUCUCCCGCCUCCUUCUAAACGGCCAACCGAAGUCCUCAGUGUAGAUAAGGGCACCCCUGAUCACCAUGUGCCUCGCGACCCUCGACUUAUCAGAUUGACCGGUGUCCAUCCAUUCAACGUUGAGCCGCCCCUCACAGCCUUGUACAAAGAAGGAUUCUUGACCACCCAGGAGCUCUUCUACGUCAGGAACCACGGCCCCGUGCCCCAAGUUGCAGAUGAAGAGGUCCUCAGCUGGGAGAUCAGCAUUGAAGGGCUCGUGGAGAAACCCAUAGUUCUGAACUUUCGGCAGAUUUUGCAACAAUACGAACAAAUUACCUCCCCGAUCACACUUGUCUGUGCUGGAAACAGACGCAAAGAACAGAACACCGUUCGAAAAUCCAAGGGGUUCUCAUGGGGCUCAGCCGCCCUGUCAACUGCGCUCUUUACUGGGCCAAUGAUGGCUGACAUUCUGCGGAGCGCCAAACCCUUGCGUAAAGCCAAGUAUGUCUGCAUGGAAGGUGCUGACAAACUGCCAAAUGGCUACUAUGGCACUUCCAUCAAGCUCAACUGGGCCAUGGACCCCAACAGGGGUAUCAUGUUGGCACACAAGAUGAACGGAGAGCCUCUUCGUCCGGACCACGGCCGUCCUCUGCGUGCGGUUGUGCCGGGGCAAAUAGGCGGGCGUAGUGUGAAAUGGUUGAAGAGACUCAUUCUCACCGACGCGCCCAGUGACAACUGGUACCAUAUCUACGACAACAGGGUCUUACCGACAAUGGUUUCACCCGAGAUGUCCGCUAGUGACCCAAACUGGUGGCGGGAUGACCGAUACGCUAUCUACGACCUCAAUGUCAACUCCUCUGUGGUGUACCCUGAGCAUAAGGAAGUCCUGGACAUUGCCACAGCAGGCCCAUCAUAUACAGUAAGGGGUUAUGCCUACGCGGGUGGCGGUCGACGGAUUACCCGCGUCGAGAUUUCCAUCGACAAAGGCAAAACAUGGCGUCUGGCGGACAUUGAGUAUGCUGAAGACAAGUAUCGUGAUUUCGAAGGUAACCUUUUCGGUGGUAAGGUUGACAUGUCCUGGCGAGAGACCUGCUUCUGCUGGUCCUUUUGGUCUCUUGAUCUCGCCAUCUCAGAACUGGAGAACACCGACGCCAUCCUGGUCAGGGCCAUGGAUGAAGCUCUGAGCAUCCAGCCCCGUGAUAUGUACUGGUCCGUGCUGGGAAUGAUGAACAACCCCUGGUUCCGGAUCACCAUCACAAAAGAAAACGGAUCGCUGAAGUUCGAACAUCCAACGGACCCCACCGGGCCGGGUGGAUGGAUGGAACGAGUCAAGAAGGCCGGAGGCGACUUGACAAACGGUAACUGGGGCGACCGGAUCGAGGGUGAAGAGCCGCCUGAGCCUGUACCCGUGCAGGAAAUCAACAUGAAGAAAGAAGGCCUGAACCGCAUGAUUGAUUUAGCGGAGUUCAAGAGCCAAUCCUCUGACGAGAAACCACUGUUCGUUGUCAAUGGUGAAGUCUACGAUGGCACAGCGUUCCUGGAGGGACACCCGGGAGGCGCGCAGAGUAUCAUAUCCUCUGCAGGUUUGGAUGUCUCUGAGGACUUCCUUGCAAUCCACAGCGAGACCGCAAAGGCAAUGAUGCCAGACUAUCACAUUGGCACCAUGGACAAGGACUCACUAGAGGCUUUGAAGAAUGACAACUCCCAAGAAUCCGAUGAGCCCCGUGAAGUGUUCCUCCAACCGCGAUCAUGGAGCAAGACCAAACUCAUCAAAAAGGCGGAGGUAUCAUGGGACACACGCAUAUUCACCUUCGAGUUGGAACAUGACAAGCAAACCCUAGGUCUGCCUAUCGGGCAACAUCUUAUGUUGAAAGUUCCCGACCCAUCUCGUCCUACCGACUCCAUCAUCCGUUCAUACACGCCCCUCUCUGAUACAGACAUGCAAGGUGCCAUGGAGGUGCUGGUCAAGAUCUACUUUGAAUCGAAGGAUGUCCCUGGAGGCAAGAUGACAAUGGCGCUCGAUAAGCUGCCUCUAGGUUCGGUGAUCGAGUGCAAGGGCCCGACUGGCCGUUUUGAAUAUCUCGGAAAUGGCCGUGUCCUGAUCAGCGGCAAAGAACGCCGUGUUCGUUCUUUCAAGAUGAUCUGCGGAGGAACUGGUAUCACGCCCAUCUUCCAAGUCCUGCGUGCUGUGGUUCAAGAUCAAGAGGAUCCGACCAAGUGCGUUGUCCUCUUUGGCAAUAGACAAGAAGAGGAUAUACUGUGUCGUGCCGAGCUUGAUACUUUCGAGGCAUCCGAUCCUGAGAGAUGCACCGUUAUUCACAGCCUGAGCAAGCCGCCAGAUUCAUGGACCGGUCGCCGGGGGCGGAUUAACGAAGAGCUUCUUCAACAGUACGCAGCUCCCGAAGAGGAGAGUAUGGCGCUCAUUUGUGGCCCGGAGGCCAUGGAGAAGUCCGCACGAGAAAUCCUCUUAAGUAAGGGGUGGAAAGAGACAGAUCUGCACUUCUUCUGA